AUGUCCACAUCAAUGUGGACGUGUGGACGGAAGGGUAUGCUGAAAACUGGGUUCAAAUCCAAGCCAACUAUCCCAACAAGGCACCGAAGCCCCAAAGGAAGCCACCCAGUCCUGGUCCUGGCAGACCCAGCCCACCGUGGGCGCCCUGCCGACAGCAGCUACAAGGAGAAACGGCUCUACAACUUCUUGGGGCGACUCCUCGAACACCAACGGCAAGGACCCACAGUCAAGCCUGCGUUCAGCGAAGUGGAAGGUGCGCAGGGGCUUCUGGAACUUGAAAGCGCCUAUCUUCGCGGGAAGAUUGGGACCAUGAAUUCCUACGAUGUGGUGACCAUCCUGAAUUUCAUCAACAUCGUUGCGGCCGACUUCCAUGAUGAGAACCGGAUGGCUUCGAACUCCACACUCAGCCAGCUGUCGCAGCGCUCCAGCAUUUUACCGGGUCGUGUGCAGCUUGCAGCCUUGAACGCAAGCCUCGAUAAGACCGAUGCGACGCCCAGCGCCCGGGCUUCAAAGGUUUGA
Cladocopium goreaui is the source of this 519-nucleotide messenger RNA. NCBI's taxonomy places the organism in Eukaryota, Dinophyceae, Suessiales, Symbiodiniaceae. The record is from the annotation of a GenBank genome assembly.